AAUGAAACUGUGUAUGGGCUUGUGCAGUGUAUUCCCGACAUGUCGUCCGCGGAUUGCGACAAGUGCAUUGGUGAGGGUUUGGAGCUGAUCUUUGAAGCGAGGAUCGGAGCAAUAAUAUUUAGGGGUGGUUGUGUUUUGCGAUAUGAGAAUUAUAUUUUCCUUAAUUCGACGGCUAAUGCUUCUCCCUCCUCAUCUCCUCUACCAGUGCCAACUGCCGGGAAAGUUGUGUAAUGGACAAAGCAUAGCAGUGAAGAGGCUCUCAAGAGAUUCAAAUCAAGGAGACCUGGAAUUCAAAAAUGAAGUUCUUGUAAUGGCCAAGCUUCAACACAGGAACUUAGUUAGGCUGCUAGGGUUUAGCUUGGAUGGAAAUGAAAGGCUUCUCAUCUAUGAGUUUCUACCAAAUGCCAGUCUUGAUCACUUCAUCUUCGAUCUUGUCAAACGCACAAUUUUGGAUUGGAAAACACGAUACAAAAUUAUAAACGGUAUUGCUCGAGGAUUGUUAUACCUCCAUGAAGAUUCCCGUAUUCGAAUAGUUCAUCGUGACCUUAAAGCUAGCAAUAUUUUGUUGGAUGGAAAAAUGAAUCCUAAAAUUGCAGACUUUGGCAUGGCAAGGUUAUUCAAAUUAGACGAGACUCGAAGGCAUACCCAGAGAAUUGUGGGAACUUAUGGUUAUAUGGCUCCAGAAUAUGUAUUUCACGGACAAUUCUCACCAAAAUCAGAUGUGUUUAGUUUUGGAGUUCUAAUUCUUGAGAUUAUAAGUGGCCAGGAAAAUACCAAUUUUUGCAUCGACAAUGGAGAGCAAGACAUAGAUCUUUUGAACUUUACAUGGAAAAGUUGGAGAGAAGGAAAACCUGAAAAUGUAAUAGAUGAGGCACUAAUAUCAGGUACCAACGUUGAAAUGUUAAGAUGUAUUCAAAUUGGAUUAUUAUGUGUUCAAGAGAACGAGGUGGAUCGACCAACAAUGGCUGCGAUAGUUUUGAUGCUAAACAACUUCCCUCUCACACUCUCUCUUCCCUCUAAACCUGCCUUCCUUUUGUACAGUAAUAAUGACGUCUACUCAAAUACACAUAAUUUCCAAACUGCUACUCUUCCAGCUUCACAAAAUGGUAUGUCCGUUUCUGAUUUUUAUGCUCGUUAACUCUCUGUAUGUAGUUUCAUCUGUUACGAUAUAUUUCAUCUCGAUCGAUAUAAAAAUCAUUGUGAGUUCUGUAACCUUUAAAUUUUCUACUUACAUAUGUGUAGUGUUCGAUCGAAAUGUUUUAAGUUCCAUUUUAACCAUUUUGUUUUUUGCUUUCUA
Molecule: messenger RNA, 1297 nt
Organism: Cucumis melo (muskmelon)
Lineage: Eukaryota; Viridiplantae; Streptophyta; Magnoliopsida; Cucurbitales; Cucurbitaceae
Product: cysteine-rich receptor-like protein kinase 29
Exons: 5
Coding region: 143-1138 (331 amino acids)
Biological process (GO): protein phosphorylation
Molecular function (GO): protein kinase activity; ATP binding
Source: RefSeq, a predicted model, not a curated record